UUGAAGUGCAAGUGCGUAGUGAGCAAAGUGAAUUGUGAAGUGAAAAGAAAAUGGAAAGUCAUAUGGAAACCGACAUGGAACUUAAAAGUGUAUUAGAGGAAAUGGGCAUGGUAUGUGUUUUCCCUUUUCUGCAGGAAUCUGGAGUGACCUUGUCUUUACUAAAUGAUAUAACAGACGAAGAAUUAAAAGAGGUGAUUCCCAAAUUAGGAGUUCGGAUGGAAUUUAAAAGAGCACUUUGCUCAUGGAAUCAAAGAAAUAACUGUGAGAAACCUUCUAUAUCCAAGGAUAUAAGGAAUAAGGAAGACCAUGAAAAAAACUUGGUUCUAAACAAGAGCAUUCGUUCAUUAUUAUCGGAGAAUGAACACGGAAAAGCAUUACUAAAUAAAAACACUUUGCUGGAAGUCGACAGAGUUUGGCUAAUAAACGCUAUAGUGGAGGAAGCCAUCAACAAUUAUAUAUUAAUAAAAGUUUGCGAUUUUCCAAAGCUGGUCGAGGAGAUUUGCUAUGUAUUUCCCAACGAAAAAACAAACAAGGACUUUUAUUAUAUAAAUCGGACCAAAUACAAAAACCCAACAGGUAAGCUGUACUCGCGGUACAAAAAUAAGCGCUACCAGUUGUCCAAAGAUAAUUGUCUGGGAAGAAAACAAAAUUUGAUAUCGGGAAGCAGUAUCCAAAGCCACCGUUCCAUUCCCACUGAAGUUGACGAAGCCGUUGCUAAGUCAUUAAAGGCCAUUUUGAAGCGAGAUUGCGCGGAUUGGCAUGACGUUUGCCUAAAGUGGAAACAAACUUUUCAUAUUCGCCAAAAGGAUUUGAACCAAUUGAGUGCUGCAGAUUUUUUAAAAGCUUGGCCGAGACUUUGCCAUGCUCAAGCACCUGAAUUGAUAAACAUCGACUUUCAAGAAAUAUACGCAGAGAAAGAGAAUGCAUUGUUUUUAAAGUGGGACGACCUGAAGACGACUUUGUUUCCUUUUUACGACAAGAAGGUGAAAAACCAUCACAGCAGGCAACAGCUUACCGAAGCAAAGUCGGCAAUAAAUGAAGAUGCCCAGGACUUUUUAUUUGCCAUUUUGCUAAAUGCCGUGCUGCCACCGACGGCGCGUUUCGUUAAUGAGCAAGGAAGAAAAACUAAGAAGGUGACAAUAGCAGAUGCGCAGAAUUCGAUGGUGCUGCGCCUAGAUAGCCUGAACGACUACAAGCGGCAAAUUGACAAGCAGGUGUGCCUUCAUUACGCCGAGGGAUCAUCUCUUCAACCUUUCAUCAUUGUACACGGUACUUCAGACACGGAUCUCGCCGCUUUUUACGUAUAUUUUGAUCAGAACCUUUUUAAAUUCGACUCGUUUCUUCGAAGUCUGGAUACCUGCUUUAAAAUUUUUAACUGUUACGGCUUAAAAUAUCCAGAACCUUGCGAACAAGCGUGGACGUUUAUUCAAAAAUAUGUUUAUGGGAUAGAAACGGAGUUUGAUAAGAAAUCCCCAAAUUUAACUACAGUCUUAAGCUAUUUACAUAACCAAAACUAAAAUGUUUGUGUGCUUUCGGUGUCUAAGGACUCUUCCAAAUCCAAAGCUUUUAGUAUCCCAUUUAAAAAUAAGUCAUUUAUUAACAAGAAAAUCGUUAAAAAUAGUUUGUAAGCAACAAAAUUGUGAACAAGUAUUUACUAAUUUUUCAUACUUUCGCAUACAUUUGGAAAAAACUCACC
Messenger RNA from Drosophila teissieri, 1696 nucleotides. RefSeq lists its product as uncharacterized. The transcript is spliced from 7 exons. Bases 51 to 1517 code for a protein of 488 amino acids. The record is from RefSeq and is a predicted model, not a curated record. Lineage: Eukaryota; Metazoa; Arthropoda; Insecta; Diptera; Drosophilidae.